GAGAUAUGAGUUUUGGUCCAUAUCGCCCAGCCCUAACCUUAAGUGUUCUGUGCACUGUGUAUUCUACCUCCUACUGUGAGAGUAGAUAUAAUAUUAAAAUACCCUUACAUCUGCUUCCUACAGCCCUUUGGAUUUUUAUUGUAUAUAAUUUCAGUAUGUGUCUAAAUGUUCUGUAGGCUUCCUACAUUGUCUCUCUUUUUCAUUGAGCGCCCCAUUUUCCAUAGUUAACUUAAAUAUCAUCCACCUUUGUCUGUCUUUUUUAUUUCUCUUGGAGUCUUCCACUAUGCGAUGCUUGGUGUGCAGCUUCUUGUUUUGGCCACUAGUCGGCGUUGUCCACCACUUAAUGGGUAGACGGAGGUGCUGAGAUUUGAUUAGGUUUUAAGAUGAGAUAAGACAAGAUGAGUAUUGUAUUAUCCGAUUAGCAAAACCGGUCAUUUUUUUUCAUUGUAAUAAAAAAACAAUUGCAAAACUGCUGGUAUGUUUGAAAAGAAGCCUUAAACAGUUAUUUCAGGUUGACGUCGUAUAGCACAUGAAAUGGGCUAUAGGCCUACUGGUUCAAUUUUAUGUCACGUUAACUGGACAUUAAACACUUUGAUGAAAUACAGGCCUAAAUUCAGGAAUGAACUAAAGAAUGAUUUAAUCAGGUUUAGCAAGGGGUUAAAAUAAGUGUAGACUAUAAAUUUAAAAAAAAAAGCAGGAAAGAUUAAAUCAUUAUAAUUGUAUUUGGUUUUAUGACUUAUUCUGUGAGAAAUUUGCCGACUUGAUUUCAUGUUGUAAUUGUCAGAAAUUAAUAAAACAGCGACUUUUUGAUCAAAUGUUUAAAGAAAAAAAAAACAUGACAAUUUUAUUAAACGGUCGGUCUUAAAGAAGGAGGCCUCAAGGGUAAUGAGGUUUUGUCUUUCUUAUUUAUCCUUCUGUAAACGUCGAUAGGCCACGCGGCCAACACUUUAAUUGCCUUCAUUGAUUGAUAGAAUAAAAACACAACAAUGCAGCCACAUAGCCCGGGUGGUUUCCCCCCCUAUAAGAAAGCUGGCUGAGUGAAUUGGGUGUAGCUGUGUCUGUGUGCGCCUUGGCCAAUGGAACCAGAUCCUCCCUGCAGUGCGUAAGAGCGCGAUUUAGGAUUUAACCAAGUCUUUGCUGCGGGGCUGGCUGCAGUCUUCACCAGAGCCCAACGGCCCAGGAACCUUCCGACGAUGUCAGUGUAGUUUUUCACACCGCUUUGGAGUUAGACAGCUUCUUUUUGAUUAUAAAAGAAAACAAAAUUCACUCGUUUCUUCGCAAAGUAUGACUGGAGUAUUCGACCGGAGGAUCUCGAGUGUGAAACCUUCAGACUUCCAGAGCUCUUUUCAACUCUCCACCAUGCACCAUCCGUCUCAGGAAUCUCCUACUUUACCCGAGUCCUCCGCCACGGAUUCUGGCUACUACAGUCCGGCCGCUGGAGUCACUCACGGCUACUGCUCGCCCAGCUCCACGUCGUACGGGAAACCACUCAAUGCCUACCAGUUCCAAUACCCGGGAGUCAAUGGAUCCGCUGGAAAUUACGCGACAAAAUCCUACACUGAUUACAGCUCGUACACGACCCCCGCCUACCACCAGUAUGCUGGGACUUACAGCAGAGUGCAAGCCCAGCCGAGUCCUCAAGAAAAAGAGAUAAGCGAGCCUGAGGUGAGGAUGGUGAACGGGAAGCCGAAGAAAGUGAGGAAACCUCGGACCAUCUACUCCAGUUUUCAGCUGGCCGCCCUGCAGAGGCGCUUUCAGAACACACAGUACCUGGCCCUGCCGGAGAGAGCCGAGCUUGCUGCUUCACUGGGACUGACGCAAACACAGGUUAAAAUCUGGUUCCAGAACAGGAGAUCAAAAUUGAAGAAGAUCAUGAAAAAUGGCGAGCUUCCCCCGGAGCACAGCCCCAGCUCCAGCGACCCCAUGGCGUGCAACUCCCCACAGUCCCCGGCCGUUUGGGACACACAGGGCCCCUCAAGGCCGCACAGCCUGCAGCCGCAAAGCAUCAACACUACGGCGGCUAACUUUUUGGAAAACGCGAGUUCAUGGUACACCUCUGCCGGCAGCUCCAUGACUUCCCACCUGCAGACCCCUAACUCGAUACAGCACUCGUUGGCUCUUGGAGCAGGGACGUUAUAUUGAAAAAAAAACAAAAAAAACAACACAAACCGGUUGUUCAUUUCAAGUAUUUUUUUUCUCCUCCUUCUAUGGGACUCGUGUUCAAAUUUCAGAGGAAUAUGCAAUGUAUUUGAUGACAGUCAUAGAAGAAACGUGUAUAAUGUGUAAAUGUGUGCAUGUAAUUUAUUGCAUUUUUUUUUUGGAAGACUAUUAAACGUUUAA
Molecule: messenger RNA, 2340 nt
Organism: Labrus bergylta (ballan wrasse)
Lineage: Eukaryota; Metazoa; Chordata; Actinopteri; Labriformes; Labridae
Gene: dlx5a
Product: distal-less homeobox 5a
Biological process (GO): embryo development; regulation of transcription by RNA polymerase II; cell differentiation
Molecular function (GO): DNA-binding transcription factor activity, RNA polymerase II-specific; RNA polymerase II cis-regulatory region sequence-specific DNA binding
Source: RefSeq, a predicted model, not a curated record